AUACGACAUAUUUGUUUGUUUUUUGCGGUUGCGAUGAUUUGAAGAUCAGUCGUGGGGGGAGGGGGCGGUUUUAUUUACCAGUGACGUAACAGCUGUGUGUCGGACAUAUUGGAGUUUUCCAGAUUCAUUAGAGAGAGUUAGAGAGAGAGAGAGAGAGAGAGAGAGUUCCAGAUGAUGAGCGGACACCGGAGCUGUACUGGAGACACUUUUAGCUUCGUUUUAACUCGGGUAACUUGUUUACAGCAGGACGAAGGUGUUAGUGUGGACAGAAUAGUCACUUUUACAGAGCUGAGUGUUGAAAAGUGGCGGCGGUGAAGGGAAAAAGGGAUGUGAGUGAGAGAGAGAGCUGUGAGAGAGAGAUCUGAAAGACAGAGUUGUGUGAGAGAGAGAGCUGUGAGUGAGAGAGAGAGUUGUAAGAGACAGAGAGAAAGCUGAGAGAGAGAGUUGUGAGUGAGAGAGAGAGCUGUAAGACAGAGGUGUGUGAGAGAGAGCUGUAAGAGACAGAGGUGUGUGAGAGAGAGCUGUGUGAGAGAGAGAGAAAGCUGAGAGAGAGAGAGUUGUGAGUGAGAGAGAGAGAGCUGUAAGAGACAAAGGUGUGAGAGAGAGAGAAAGCUGAGAGAGCUGUGAGUGAGAGAGAGAGAGCUGUAAGAGAGAGGUGUGAGAGAGAGAGAAAGCUGAGAGAGCUGUGAGUGAGAGAGAGAGAGCUGUAAGAGACAGAGGUGUGAGAGAGAGAGACAGAGAGCUCUGAGAGAGAGAGUUGUGAGUGAGACAGAGGUGUGUGAGAGAGAGAAAGCUGAGAGAGAGAGAGCUCUGAGAGACAGAGGUGUGUGAGAGACAGAGGUGUGUGAGAGACAGAGGUGUGUGAGAGACAGAGGUGUGUGAGAGAGAGCUGCUCUCUCCGCUUCAGGGCUCUCAGGGUCUCUGAGUGUGGAAUGGAUUUCCUCCUGUGUUUACACGGAAACCUGCUCAGUGAACAGAGAGCACAGAGGGAGGAAGCAGCGCGCAGUGGCCCUUAGAGCAGUGGACCUGCUUCUGUAAAACAGCUGUGUUGUGUUUGAGUGGCUGUGACUGUGGACACUGCAGUGUGUUACAGUCAUGAGGCUCAGAGCUCAGGCGCUGAUGUGGGGACUUUUCUGGCUCUGUGGGAUCAAAUGCCACUGCGGACUGACUCAGCUCUGCGACAAUGGCAAGGCAAAGCUGGAGACAGACCUCCCUCCUCCGGAUGAGUUUCUGUGCCCCAAGCCGAGACCAGUAACCUCAGCCCUGGUGACGUCAUCAACCCCGGUAACAUCCUUCCAUCCAUUCUCUGUACCGCUUAUCCCACACAGCAUCACAGGGAGCCUGGAGCCUAUCCCAGUAAACUCGGGGCACAAGGUCCUUGAUAUUUCCACCAAAUAUUCUCUACAGCCAACUGAGCAUGUCUGCAUGGAUCUGCCCAUAAAAUACAAUCACACAAUCCCCAACAGUGGAGCUCACAGGCCUGUAGGAGCUCAGAGUGGAGAGUACCUGUACUGCCCUCCUCAGCGCUGGAUAAACAACCUGAAGGAUGGCGCUACAGUGCUCCUGUUUCACCCCUGUGCUUCAGAGGAUGCUCGCAGGUGUCUGGCAGCGGUGGCUCACUCCUGCCUGCCUCACUUCAUCCUCACCGCUCAUCCUCAACUCAGCCAGCACAGACCAUUUGCCUUGGUCUCCUGGGGUCACACGUUAGAGAUGUCCCACAUCACCACAGCAGGAGUGUGUGAGUGGUUACUCACUUCUUCCUCCAACUUUAACCAAACAACAGCAAGCCAAAGCCAAAAUUACAACCUGUAUUUGACAAAAGCUGCCCCAGUGGACCGUGUGCUGGAUACCUCAGUGAAGUCUCUGAAAGCAUGCUGUGUGGAGGCUCUAUCUGCAUACAAGGCUACAACAAGAGUGAGGAAGAUCCGAUCAGUCCUGCAGCAUGCAAAAGGAGAAAAGGAGAAAGAAGAAGUGAAACACUCUGAAAAUCCUUCGCCUAUCAGCUCUGAGUCCAACACACUAAAUCCUACACACACACAGCCACUGAACAAUAGUGAGGGUAAAAAUUCACUAUCUAUAGGCCCUCAUGGCCAUGCCACACCCCCUGUCCACGCUGUUGUGGAGACAGACCCAAAGACAAUAGCCACACAGGUGAAGAGACUAAAAGAACCACAUGGAAACACGAGGGGUGAGGAACUGGUGGUUAAGCUGCAUGGCUCACAGACUGAUGUGAAGUCUCAGAAAAUGAGCAGCACUGUGGCUGCAGGGAAGCAGCGCAUUAAGACUGAUGUAGCUGAGCCGAAUGCAGGAGGAGGCUGUGCAGUUCCGGGUCACUGCGGACCUCCUGAUGUGGCCACUGCAGUGUUAGGAGGACCCCUGAGGGGACGCAAGAUGACCAUCCAGCGCACCAAUGAGGCCGUGUGGGCAGCGGCGGCUCUGGGUUUCCUCCUGGUGCUGCUUACGCUUUCAGUGCUCCAUACACGACUGUACCGUAACUGCCGUGCUCCAUCCAGCCUGUACUGGCGCGAGAGCCAGCAGGACUAUGAAAGUGUAGCAGACAUCAUUCGCAGGAGGCUGAGGAUGGUGGGCAGGAGGAAGAGGAGAGUGAGCCAGAGCAGGCGGCAGGAGUGUCCUUUGCUCUCUGACUCCAGCACUGAUAAUGACUGACUCACUGGAUUUGAGUGUAUGUGAGGAGUCUGGUCUCUCUCCACUGACUAAAACUGAGUCUGCAUUUUAUUCCCUGUGGAGCACAGAAGCAAAUGCAGGAUUCAGAAAUCAGUUACAUGACCUCAAGCAGGGGUUUUCUUUCCACAUCAGUGAAGUCCAUAAACAUGUAUUCUGACUUCUUACUUUAUUUAAGCCUUUUAAUUGUAUUUUUUGAAGGUACAGUGCCUCAACACAAUAUUCACCCCCCAGUGAUUAUUUACCUUUUGCUGUGUUGCAACAUCAAAUUUAAGCAUAACAGAGUGGGAUUUUUUGUGCUUCUGUUGAAGUGACUCUACAGGAAUUAAAUAAAUUAAUUCGAUGUCCUCAGAAUUAUUUGAAAAUAUUGUAUUAUUUUUGAAAAAAAAAAACUAAAAAAAACACUUAAUUGGUAAGUAUUCACCCCCUAAUAUACUUAUAUCUAAUAUACUUAAAUUUGAUGUUGCAAUAUAGCAAAAAGAAAUAUUCCCAGGGGGUAGGGGACAGAGUAUAUGUAGUUUGUGAGAUGUGCAAAACAUAUUGGCAUGUUGUAUAAUACAAGAGAUGAAGGAGAAAGCAGAAGUAUUAUUGCUGAGAUGCAUAUCCCAUGUUCAGAAUGUUAAAAUAUGAAAAAUUGAACCAGUACAAUAUGUUUUUUUUAGUUGUUUAAAACAAUAAGUGUUUUAUGUUUAUAAUGCAUUUGAAGGGUUUCUAGACCUGUAUUAAUCAAAACAUUUCAAAAACUUUUAAAUAUCAGUCUUCUGGUUAUGCUGUCCAGAAAAAACACUCUUUCUUCAACUGGAACAAAACUGCUCAGCUCAGCCCUGUUCCUUGAAAGUCGAUUUGAGGCAUGUGUAGAGUAGAUUCAGAGAGGCAGACUGGGGGCUUAUAAGUGUUUGCAGCUAGGAGUCAUCUUGAAGGCAGCAGUUUGCUCUAAAAAUGAAAAAUUGACACCCCUAAAGAAUAUUUCAGAUAAAUUCAAACAAAAUAAUUCUGUUAGUUCUGAAAAAAAUAAUUCUGAAAAAUUCUGUCAGUAUUAAAUUUCUCUGAGUUUCC
Messenger RNA from Pangasianodon hypophthalmus (striped catfish), 3738 nucleotides. It is a transcript of the gene tp53i13, whose product is annotated as tumor protein p53 inducible protein 13. The transcript is spliced from 9 exons. The coding region runs from base 1096 to 2667 and encodes 523 amino acids. Gene Ontology annotation, cellular component: cytoplasm. The record is from RefSeq and is a predicted model, not a curated record. Lineage: Eukaryota; Metazoa; Chordata; Actinopteri; Siluriformes; Pangasiidae.